Messenger RNA from Thlaspi arvense, 5473 nucleotides. NCBI's taxonomy places the organism in Eukaryota, Viridiplantae, Streptophyta, Magnoliopsida, Brassicales, Brassicaceae. The record is from the annotation of a GenBank genome assembly.
AAAUGUUUUGGUCUGUGUGUGUGUAAUUCGAAUUAUUAUUAAUACGACGACUUCUCAAACUUCUCCCCCACUCGCAGCCCACCAAAUAUAGAGUGUGCCCUUCUUCCUCUUUCUUCUUCUUCUUCAGCUGUUUUCCGCCUCACAGCGAAACCAUCUUACUCUCUCCCCAGCAAUGGCGGCGACUACGACGGCUACUGCUGCUUCACUGUACUCAGCUCAUGUCCACUUCCAGAAUCAGAACAGGGCUAAUGGGUUUCCGGCGAAAACCCCAAACUCCCUGCAAGUAGCCCAAAUCACCGACGGGAGGAAGAUGAGAAAUGCCACUCUUCUCUCCGCUGCUUCCACCGAUAAAGCCGUCACCACUGGUCAGCCUGUUUCCCCCACCGCGUGUGAUAGAGCAAGGAGGCAUACAAUAUCGGUGUUCGUGGGUGAUGAGAGCGGUAUAAUAAACCGGAUAGCUGGAGUGUUUGCUAGAAGGGGAUACAAUAUUGAGUCCCUCGCUGUUGGAUUGAACGAAGACAAGGCUAUGUUUACUAUAGUUGUUCUCGGGACUGACAAAGUCUUGCAACAAGUAGUAGAACAGCUUAACAAACUCGUCAAUGUCAUCAAGGUUGAAGAUCUCUCCAAGGAGCCGCAUGUAGAACGUGAGUUGAUGCUCGUUAAACUUAACGCUGAUCCAAGCACCCGCUCUGAGAUCAUGUGGUUGGUGGAUAUCUUUAGAGCAAAAAUCGUUGAUACCUCGGAGCACACUCUAACGAUCGAGGUAACUGGAGACCCGGGAAAGAUGGUUGCACUGAAGACGAACUUAGAGAAGUUUGGAAUAAAAGAAAUUGCGAGAACAGGGAAGAUUGCUCUGAGACGGGAAAAGAUGGGAGAAACCGCUCCAUUUUGGAGAUUUUCAGCGGCGUCAUACCCACAUCUCGUAAGGGAAUCAUCUCAUGAGACUGUUGCAGAGAAAACAAAGCUAGCAUUGACUGGAAACGGCAAGGCAUCAUCUGGGGGUGACGUUUAUCCAGUGGAGCCAUAUAAUGAUUUCAAACCGGUACUUGACGCUCAUUGGGGAGUAGUCUACGACGAAGAUUCGAGUGGUCUCCGGUCCCACACGUUAUCUUUACUUGUGGCCAACGUUCCCGGAGUUCUCAAUCUAAUAACCGGAGCUAUCUCCAGGAGAGGUUAUAACAUCCAGAGUCUAGCUGUUGGUCAUGCUGAGAAAGAAGGCUUAUCUCGGAUUACGACAGUUAUCCCCGGAACAGAUGAAAAUAUCGACAAAUUGGUGAGGCAGCUUCAGAAGUUGAUUGAUCUUCAUGAGGUCCAAAAUAUAACCCACAUGCCAUUUGCGGAGCGAGAACUGAUGCUGAUCAAGGUAGCCGCUCAUACUUCUGCGAGGAGAGAUGUUCUUGACAUCGCUCAAGUUUUCCGAGCUAAAGCCAUUGAUGUCUCUGAUCAUACUAUCACUCUUGAGGUAACGGGAGAUAUCAGAAAAAUGGCUGCACUACAAACGCAAUUAGAGGUCUAUGGAAUCUGCGAGGUGGCUCGGACAGGAAGAGUGGCAUUGAGAACUUGCCGCAAGCUUCACUGUUCCUGGAAACUCGUCAAGGACUCCACCUUGUUUCUUCAUCAUCUGUGUUUGAUUUCUCCCUCGCGAGUCAUAGCGUUUCAAGGAGUUAGAGAAUACGCACCAAGGCAAGCGCGCGAAACCAUGAGAAUGUCAUCGGCUUCCACCUCGGAGUACCGGUCUGCCGCCGUGAGCCUUGGCAGUACUGGAGGUGGUCAACGAGAUGCGGAGUCUCUGUUUCGCACGAAACCAAUGUCGGAGAUUCGAAAUGUGGAGUCGGCGACUAGGAAGAACAUCGAGGAUAAGAAAGAGGAGCUCCGGCAACUCGUGGGGACUAGGUACCGCGAUCUAAUCGACUCAGCUGACUCGAUCGUGCACAUGAAAUCACUCUGUGAGUCGAUCUCGGCCAACAUCUCUUCGAUCCACGGUAACAUUCGAUCGCUUUCCUCCUCUUCCGUUGCGGAAACUCCCGAGCUUGCUAGCCCUAACCCAGCCCGAGUCAAUGUCUAUGGGAUCGCUUGCCGGGUUAAGUAUCUGGUGGAUACACCGGAGAACAUAUGGGGAUGCCUUGAUGAGUCGAUGUUUCUAGAAGCUGCGGGGAGGUACAUGCGUGCUCAGCAUGUUCAGCAGAGGCUGGUAAAGCUGGAGGGAUGUGGUGGUGGUGCAGCAGAGGUGGAUCAGAGUAAGCUGUUGGCGAAUUUUCCACUGUUGGAGCACCAAUGGCAGAUAGUUGAGAGUUUCAAGGCUCAGAUUUCGCAGAGGAGCCAUGAGCGGCUUCUGGAUCCGGAUUUAGGACUCGGUGCUUACGUGGACGCCUUAACUGCCGUUUCAGUGGUCGAUGAGCUUGAUCCGAAGCAAGUGCUUGAGUUGUUUCUCGACUCAAGGAAGACUUGGAUUCUGCAAAAGUUGAAUGCUUGUGCUGCUGAUGAUGCCGGUGCUGUCGUUUCAGUGUUUUGUGAUGUGUUGAGUGUGAUUCAGGUCACAGUAGGACAAGUCGGGGAACUCUUUUUCCAAGCCUUGACUGACAUGCCUCUGUUUUAUAAGACAGUCUUGAGUACCCCUCCAGCUUCCCAACUGUUUGGUGGAAUUCCAAAUCCAGAAGAGGAGGUUGGGUUGUGGAAAUCGUUUAGGGAUAAUUUGGAAGCCGUCAUGGUCAUCCUUGAUACAACUGAAAUCGCUAAGGCUUGCCUGACUUGGUUGAGGGAAUGCGGCGGGCAGAUUGUUGGUAAAGUUGGUGGGAAGCAUUUGAUUGAAGCUAUUGUUACUGGGGAAGAGCUUGGAUCAGCCGAGAAGUUGAUAAGGGAGACCAUGGAUAGCAAAGAUGUCUUGAGGGGUAGUUUAGAUUGGCUUAAAAGUGUUUUCGGGUCUGAGAUUGAGCUGCCUUGGAAUAGAAUCCGGGAGCUUGUUCUGGCAGACGAUUUGAACCUAUGGGAUGAAAUAUUUGAGAAGGCGUUUGUGGACAGAAUGAAAUCCAUUAUUGACUCCAGAUUUGAGGAUUUGGCUAAAGCUGUCAAUGUGGCAGAGUCGGUUCAUGCCUUUAGCGAGAUCACUGGUGAGAAGAUCAACUUCCAAGCAUACUUAAACAGACCUUCUACAGGUGGUGGUGUCUGGUUCAUUGAGCCUAACGCAAAGAAACCUGGUUUUAUUGCCGGAAAUAAAUCAUCACCCGAAGAAAGCGACUUCCAAAGCUGUCUAACUGCGUACUUUGGUCCUCAAGUUAGCCAAAUGAGAGAUGCAGUUGAUAGGCGCUGCCAGAGUGUUUUGGAAGACCUCCUAAGCUUCUUUGAGUCAGAAAAGGCAAGUCCGAGGUUAAAGGAUCUUGCUCCAUACGUGCAGAAUAAGUGUUAUGACAGUGUCUCAACACUUCUUACAGAUGUAGAUAAAGAACUCGAAUUUCUCUGUGCUGCCAUGAAGAAAGAGAACAAGGACGGUGAAGCAAUUCCACCUGCUAUAAUAAUUGAGAAAUCUCUUUUUAUGGGACGCCUUUUGUUUGCAUUGCUUAACCACUCAAAACACGUUCCCUUAAUUCUCGGUUCUCCAAGGUUGUGGUGUAGAGAAACUUUGACUGCAGUUUCUGAUAAGUUGUCAUCCUUGUUGAGGCAACCAAGAUUUGGCUCAAAUAGUGCAGUCACUGCUGACAGCCCUGGAAAGCAGUUUCAUUCCGAUCUUAGAAAGCAGAGUUCGUUAGCUGUUGCUGCACUACUUGGAGCAGAAGAGAAGACAAGUCCAAAGUUCGAAGAGCUUAAUAAAACUAUGCGAAAUCUGUGCAUCAAGGCUCAUACAUUGUGGAUACAGUGGUUAUCUGAUGAGCUUUCUGCUAUACUCUUGCGUGAUCUUAGGAUUGAUGAUGGAUUGUCUGCUACAACUCCUUUAAGGGGUUGGGAAGAGACAAUAGUCAAGGAAGAGCAGGGGGAAAGUCAAUCUGAGUUGAAGAUAUCGCUUCCAUCCUUGCCUUCGCUCUAUAUGAUUUCAUUUCUCUGUCGGGCAUCAGAAGAAAUUCAUCGAAUUGGAGGUCACGUACUGGAUAAGUCUAUUCUGCAAAAAUUUGCUUCAAGCCUGUUGGAGAAGAUCACCAUUAUUUAUGAGGAUUUCUUAUCUGCCAGGGAGGCCAACGAACCCCAAAUUUCAGAGAAAGGAGUUCUACAGAUUUUGCUGGAUUUGAGAUUUGCAUCUGAUGUUCUCUCUGGGGGUGAUACAAGCACCAACGUGGAGUUACCAAAGAACACAAUGAAUAGAUCAGCUUAUAGGCGAAAGCAGGACCAAAAGAAAAUAACGUCUGUCAAUAGAGGUCGCAUUGAUGGAGUGAUCUCUCAAUUAACCCAAAAGUUGGAUCCCAUAGACUGGCUCACGUACGAGCCUUAUCUCUGGGAGAACGAAAAGCAGUCAUACCUACGCCACGCUGUACUCUUUGGAUUCUUUGUGCAACUAAACCGAAUGUACACAGACACGGCGCAGAAACUACCAACUAAUUCAGAGUCAAAUAUCAUGCCAUGCUCCACAGUUCCCCGCUUCAAAUACCUUCCCAUAAGCGCUCCAGCUUUGUCUUCUAGAAGUACCAAUAAGGUCUCUAUUCCAGUAACAUUAAAUGAAGCUUCGUCAAGAAACUCAUGGAAGCCAUUUACAAACGGCGAGCUUUCUCAAACGAGUGAUUUGGAGGAUAACUCCAGUUUCAGUGUGGCUUCUCCGUUCUUAAAGUCUUUCAUGCAGGCUGGUAGUAGAUUUGGGGAAAGCACGCUGAAACUGGGAUCAAUACUAACUGAUGGGCAAGUGGGAAUAUUCAAGGAUAGAUCAGCAGCCGCUAUGUCCACAUUUGGGGAUAUAUUGCCUUCUUCCGGUUUACUCUCUUCCUUCAGAUCGGUUUCCAUUGAGUUAGGUAUUAUUACGUCUAGCCUUGUCAAUGAGAGGCUUCAGCUUCUUCUUAUCUGCAAGAAUCUUGAGGAAAUUGAAGAGGAAAGGCACAUAGUUGUGUUUCCUUCUCAUUUCUUAGACCUCUCUUCCUCCAUUACAAUCUUCUGCGAAACAGUCUCUAUCCCGAUAUUGACUUCCGAUAAAGAUUUGUCCAGAGCCUCUUCAGCUCGAUACAUCUCCUUCCUGUUCUUAACCACGGCUAAGAGACUAAAUCGAAUCUCGUUCUGCAAAUACCGGUCGAUCCUCUCUUGUACCACAGGUUGCACCAUUUUGAGCCAUUCGAUUCCUUCUGGCUCACCGAGACACUGUCCAAGACUAAUGGGUCCUUCUUUAAGACCAUCUAGCUCAUAUAAGAUGCCGUCGACAGGUGGAAAGUCUUUGGCGAACGCUUUCAGUUCUGAUAGCUCCGAACCAAUUUCGAUACUCGAGGAGUUCAUGAGGACGGAUAGUAUCGCUUGCGUAGCACAAGCAUUGUUGAUUAUCUGCAACAAAACGCAUGGUUCUACAAAA